AUGUCUCUGGCUAAGCCUGCAAUGCGAGGACUCCUUGGGAAGCGUCUGAGGUUCCACUUGCCCAUUGCCUUCGCCCUGUCAUUGGUGGCUGCAGCAGCUUUCAAGGUCAGCUGACAAUCUUGUUUUUGUUUUCUAAGGCGGCCCGGGAUAUCAGCAAGGCGGCCACCUUAACAUUAUCUAUGUAGGAAAAGUGUGAAAUGGAAUGGUUAAAGUCCAUCAUGGAAUUUAUGUUAUGUUAUCACAUUGAAUGGAUGUCUUCAGGAACAGACAGGAUGACGUUUUUGUAUUCAUAAGUAAAUACUUCAUUCUGAUGAGGUGAUAUUGUCUUGUCUUCUCAGUACGGUGUGACAGAGCCCAGGAAACAGGCCUAUGCCGAUUUCUACAAACAAUAUGACACCACAAAGGAGUUCAACAACAUGAGGGAAGCUGGCAUUUUUGAAAGUGUCAGGCCAACUGGCGAAUAA
Molecule: messenger RNA, 464 nt
Organism: Coregonus sp. 'balchen'
Lineage: Eukaryota; Metazoa; Chordata; Actinopteri; Salmoniformes; Salmonidae
Source: the annotation of a GenBank genome assembly